This is a messenger RNA of Insectozyma verbasci, 720 nucleotides long. NCBI's taxonomy places the organism in Eukaryota, Fungi, Ascomycota, Pichiomycetes, Serinales, Debaryomycetaceae. The record is from the annotation of a GenBank genome assembly.
AUGAAUUCAGUUGCAAUUAGAGUAGCUGAUAACUAUUACAAAUUAGAGUUUACUCAAGAUAAAGUAAGUCAAUUGGCUAUACCAUCACCUAGUCUGCUUAAACUUCAAAUUAAUUUGAUUUUGAAUGAUAAGAAAUUGAAUAUUAUGGAUUCUGAAUACAAUGAAUUGAUCUAUGAGAUUGCCAAUAGAUUUAAGAAAUUCUUCACAUUCUUGUCUUAUAAUAUUGCUAUAAAUAUCAAUGAGAAUGAUAAUGACAGAUCAUUUGGUUUAGAUUGUCUGUGUCAGGUUUUUAACGAACCAACUAUUACUGAACAUUUGAGAUUAUUAACGAUCAAUUUAUAUUUAGUUACGAGCUUACCUACUUUUGAGUUUGAUGAUUUGAUUGAAAAUUGGAAUUAUUUAUUAAGUUCUUGGUAUUUAUACAUUGAAACACAAUUUCCAUUUUGUUUUUCAUACAUUGGUAGGAGUUACACCAAAAUGAAUUUAUUCUGGUAUAAAAAAUUAAUGAUUGAUGUGUUUGAGAUUGAAGAUUUUGAAGUGGUUAAGAUUUUAGAGAUUUUAUAUAAUGAGAUUAUUGAAAAGUAUACUGUUGCUAAGUUAUUAACUACUAAUAAUAAAUUAUCAAGAUAUGAUGAAACUUUUAAAAGGAGGGAUAGGUAUACGACUAGUGUUGUUAAAUCUUACCCAGUGAGAAUAUUGAAGGAUGAAGAGUUAGACUAG